Messenger RNA from Lucilia sericata (common green bottle fly), 8889 nucleotides. RefSeq lists its product as uncharacterized. The coding region runs from base 3373 to 8124 and encodes 1583 amino acids. Gene Ontology annotation, cellular component: cytoplasm. NCBI's taxonomy places the organism in Eukaryota, Metazoa, Arthropoda, Insecta, Diptera, Calliphoridae. Gene Ontology annotation, biological process: signal transduction; regulation of GTPase activity. The record is from RefSeq and is a predicted model, not a curated record. The transcript is spliced from 5 exons.
AAUAAAAAAAAUCUAAAAAAGCUGUUUUUAAAGAACGCUUUGCAAAUAAUUGAAAAAAAAAAUACAAACUGUGAAUAUAAACACUAUAACAAACUUUAACAAUUUUAAAGAUACUCUUACAGCAACAACAAAAAGAAUUAUAAAAAAUAAACAUUAAUAAACCAUGAGUCAUUAAAGCCGUUUCGUUCCAUUUGUAUGUAUCCAUAUAUUGAGAACUACUUGUGGAUUUGGAAUACAAACAAACAAAUAAAAAAUUAAAAAACAAUAAAAAUAAAAUGAAACCAAUAAAAAAAGUUACAAAAAAUAAAAGACAUUUUUUAAGAAGUUGUUGUUGAAAAUAAAUUAAAUUGAAAGACAAAACUCUACCAGACAAAAUGUUCUUAAUUCGUUGGCUGUUUGGUUUAUGGUCGUUUUUUCUGAGUGAAAAAAUUUAAAUGAAAAUAAAUAAAAAAAAAAUAUCUUUUAAAAGCACUAUGGGUUGCAGAUAUUUUUAAAUAUGAAAAAUUUUAAGCUUCUAAAGAAUUACUAGGCACAUGAACUAGAAGUAAAAAUGGGUUACUGAAGGGAGAAUUCAAUGAUUCAAAAAUCUGUUUUCUCUUUUAAAUAUCACUUCCAGACUCCUCAGUAUAGUUCAUUUUUAAAGGCUCCAUUACAUCGAUGCUAUACUUUAGUUUGUCAGUAAAUUAGAGGGUUAAGUCCAUUUAAUAUUCUCUACUUAAUUCGUGGAUGCGGUAUUUAUAACAAAUUUGAUUAGAUCACACUCAUUAGGAUUUUGAGAGAGUCCAGAGCAAUAUUUUAACAAGAUAUCUGAUGUACGGUGUUUUAGAGCGACUCAGUCAUGGAUCCGUACUGAAGAUCCAUGAGGGUUGUCUAAGCAUUUCAAUGAUGCAAAUUUUCCCAUGGCUUGGCUAUUGAAAUCAUACAAUCCUAGAAGGCCAAUGUAUAUAAUAAAUCGGAGUGUACUACCUUGGGUGAUUAGUAUAUCAACCAAAACAUAUGUAUUUCAAGUGUAUCUACUCACUUCACAAUAUGAUAAGUAUGAAGUGGUAGUUCUUGCACCUCUUGGUAACACGGAGUCUGAAUGAUAACUUUGAAACAUUAAGUGCGUUCAAACUUAUAGUUACUAUAAGGCUAUUUGUUCAAUGAUCCACGAUUUGAUUCGACUUUUCAAUUUGAAAAAAUAUGAAAACUAAAAUCUUGAUUUCAUCUGAAUUAGAAAAUCUCUGCAUUCAGACGCAGAGAGGUCUUUUGAGAAUCUGAAGGAAUAACAAAAACUCCCAAACUUAUACGCUACUUAAAAAUGCAAGAUCUUAUUGAAUCAGAGAUCGGGGUAGAAAAACUUUUUCGUCUGGUUUUACAUCAAAUCUUUUCAUUCGUUGGUUUUCCUUAAUUUUCACUCUUCUUAAUACCCUGAAAAAAUUGAGAAUAUUCCGCAUACGCGUUUAAAGAGUACUACUCAAAGGACUAGGACUGCUCCAAACGAAUACCCUUAAAAAAUUGAGAAUACUCCGCAAACGCGUUUAAAGAGUACUACUCAAAGGACUAGGACUGCUCCAAACUAAUACAGGCUAUGGACCAUGUUGUUUUAAAAAACAAUAAACAUGAUCAAUAAUAUUUACAGGCGAGUUGUUUUUGGAUUACUUAAAUGGAUUAUGUUCUCCAAUAACUUUUGCAGGGUAAUCAUUUCCUAAGCCGAUAAAUAAAGCUUAAUUUCUUCCCUAAUUAUUGUAAAGAAAUUCUUUUUCCUAAGCUCGAAAGAGUUUCAUUAAUUAAUACAAAUAUAUUCUUUGGAAUUUGUGCUGUUAAAGCGAUUUAUUCGGAUCAAAAUAUAUAAUCCAAAUUUCAUCAAGAUCACCUUUGAUAUUUCCAAGGCGUUUAACACGAUCUUUCCCAGAGAUCGAUCUAUUAUUAGUAGUUUUCGAAGCGACCCCAUUUAAAGAUUUUAUCAAUAACUUAGAGUUAGCGAUGUGAUAGAGAAUGUAAGGCCAGUGACAGAGAAAAUUAGUGAUAUUCUCUUGAUUUCCUUUGCCAUGAUCUGCAGAAAUCGUUCUUUGGAAGAUUCAAUCUUCUGACAAAAGUCCUAAAAGCCGAGAGGCCACUGGCCAGUAACCACUGCAAUUGUGUUUCAUAGGUGUACUCUCGAAAGACUUAACAAAGCUUGUGACUGUAGUUGACCAUAUUGAAAAGCAUUUUGGUAUUCUUUGGAUUAAUAUCCCAGGUUUAUUUUUUUACCCUUUACAUCAGUAUAAGGCCGCAGUCGGAGCUUGGCAGUCUCUUGAUUUUGCGUUCAAGUUCCAUGGUAGCUUUUCCUGGAUAAAUCCCAGAUAUUUUAUACUAUCAUAACUCUCAGAUAUUUUACACUUUCAUUUAAAUCAGAUAGAAUGAGUUCUGGAGUCUUGUAUAUUCUCGUAAAGAGUAUAAAUUUUAUUUUCGAUGGGUUUAUCAAAUGCUCCAGCUACUGAGUGAUUCAAGAAACAUCAUAAUAAUCCUAAAGAAGCGUCUUUAAUGCCAAAUUCCGAGUAUAGCAUCUUUGUGGUCGCAUUUCUGAGAUUAUAAUCCUUUGGCUUAGAAUUCUCUUCACGAAAGAUAUAAUUGGGCUGGUUAAUACCAAGUUAAUUUAGCGCGAAUGGGAUCUACGAGGGUUGUAUGUAACACAUGAGACAGACUUGUCUUAAAUGAAGUUGUGUUGUGACGCAGAUUUGACAUACAUAUAUAAGUCUGAUCCAGAAAAAUAGUCAGUUUCUGAACCUAUAUUAACUUAAGGUUGGACUUUACAGAGACAUAACCCAAUAGAAGCUAAUAACUUAAAAUAAAAUACUAUAGCUGAAUAUUAGUAACAUUAUUUUUUACACAAAUUUAACAUUCAACAACCCAUAGUGCUUAAAAGCACUAAACAAACACCCAACGAACGGUAUUGAAGUAAUGUAAUAUUUCAUUGAGCUCAGAACUGAAAAAUGUUGAAAAUAAAAACUAAAACACAAAACGAUCAAUUAAAAGCCUAUAACCCCCGAGAUAAAGUUACAGCAGAACACAAUCCAACCAACCACUACUACUACAUGUAAACCAAAUUACGAAAAAAUAAAAAAUUAAAGAGAGAAGUUCAAAAGUUUCAAAUAAAUCAUAAUAAACAAUAAAAAAUUUAUUAAAAAAAAUACAAAUAGAAAAAAACACACACAACUCGAGAUAACACAAUAUGACAGAUAGGGAGAGUUAAUUAAAAGAGUAAUACAGUGAGUAGAAGAUACCACUGAAAGAGAGAAAAAUAAAUAAAUUUGAAAACAAAUACGAAUACGAAUACAAAUGCUUCUUUACAGAUAAAAUUUAAAAGAAAAUAAACAAAGAAUAGAAAAACAAAAAUAUCAUAAAGAAAACAUGAGUCAAGACGACGAAGAGACAACCAAAUAUAAACUAAACAAUAACCACAAAAACAACAACAACAACAGCAGCAACUACAACCACCAUGGCCCGACGAAAAAGACACAAAAUAAUCAACAAGUUGUGCCGCUCUACGAGAAUUAUACGAUCAAUAACAACAAUAACAAUGGCCGGAGUACGAAACCAGAUCAUUCACUGGCUGAACAAGCAACAACCAAGAGCGAAACAUUCAAUAACGAUUACCGCUUCGUUAGAAACACAACAAAUGCCGCGGAUAUAAACGAACAGGAAACGCGUGACACCAACUCCGUUAGCCCAACCGAAUACGAAUACGAGAAUAUUAGUUUUAGUUCUAAAGAUACAAAUUUUGAUAAAAAGAUAUUAUUGCAAAAAUAUUUUCGCAGUGCAUUGGUGGGACCACGUGCCAAUAUCUAUGAAAAUUUAUGUCGUGGUUGCAAUUAUGGUGUUUUCAAUGCACGCGGUCCAUUGUGCACCUUUUGCGAGUGUAUAGUUAAUGGUGUGGGAGCCUUAAGAAGUGAUACGCCCGAGGGCAGUUUAAGUAAUAAUAUUUAUGAAAAUAUUUGUGAAUUUUGUGGAGUUAUAUACAGUGGAAGUAAUAGUUCAGAGUGUAAAUGUCGGGAAUCGGUAGAAGUGAAAAGAGAAGAAGAAGAAUUCAUAAAAGUAGGCAGUGAAGAACUGUUAAUAGAGAAAAGUGUUAAGGAAAAGAAAAAAGUUAAAUUAAAUAAAUCGAAAUCGUUUAAUAAAUCUAAUAAACCAAAAAUAUUUACCAAUUUGUGGGAUACUUUAAGAAAACCAAAGAAUACUUUAAGUUCUACAAGUGCUGUAAGGAAACCUUUGGAAAUUAUACAUCACGUAGAGGGUUACGAGCAGGUUUUUCAUACCAAAGAAACCUUUGAUUUGCAAAAAAUUUGCGAACUAAAACGCAGUGGCACCAGUUGCAGUGAUCAGCAUAUUUAUGGUAGAUUAAAACAAAGUGAUUUGUCCGUUAGUCAGGAGGAGUUCAACUCCACACAAUCGCUAACACAAUCCAGUAAUAGUUGCAAUAAAAAACCAAGAAUUUCCAAAGCUAAAUUUCUAAGAACCCAACCUUCAGUUAGUUCUAUAGAUACUGUCUCAUCAGAGUUUAAAACAGAACUUACGGCUGCUGCCGCUACUAUAUAUUUGAACAACAGUGUUUGUCAGUGGAUGACAUCAUUGCGUCGUGAAAUUCACGCUUACAAUACUUUCAUGAACGGCGGCAACGAAGUCGAUCAAGAUACGUUGUGUUAUCCAAAGUCUAUACCCUCGAAAAAUGUGUUAAUUUCUUGUAAGGCGCCAGCAGUGACUAAUCGCACCAAAAAUUUACAAAAUUUUAAAAAUUUACUACAACAACAACUGCAACACGUUAGUCGUGAUUGUGGUGAUUUAACGGAAAUACAAACGUUAAUAUCUCAUAACUCUAUGACAUCUAUAGAUUCUUGGGAAUUGCAGGAAAGAGAGGAGGAAGAGGAUCUACAACAACAGCCAGAUUGUUAUCAGUUAAUGGUUGAGGAAUUCAUGGCGAAUAUUAUAAAUAAACAAAUGCUGAAAACGAAAGACAGUAAGCAGACGAAGCAACAGCAGCAACAGCAAAUUGACAAUGUUAAGGCUAUGGCAGGUGUCAAUAAUAAUGACAGUUAUACUAAUAACAAAAACAACAACAGCAUUAGCACUGACAUACCUUUACGUCAAGCAAAUUUGACAAGUACAACAACAACAAUGACAGCACAUAAUCAUAAUAGUAAUAACAGACAUAAACGUCAAGGUAUGUACCUGCGUUUAGAAGAUCAUCAACAACUACAUCAGCAACAACAACAACAAUAUACCGGGGAAGAACUAUUCAAUUUGCACAACAAUAACAAAGUAAACAACUACGAUCACAAUGUCUACCAACAACAGAGUGUAAUACCGGGAGAAAGAGUAAAAAUAGCUCUCGAGAAUAAUAAUGAAAAUGAGAAUCCCAAUUCUCUACAUAAAACAAAAACUGAGCAUAAUACCGUUACCACUACACCUGAUACUAGUAUGACAGCUCUUAAUGAGGAAUUGCAUUUAGGUAGUCGUGCAGCAAAAUCUCCCGUUAAUGGUUGGGAUUUAAUAAUAACGGAUAAACGACGUGGUAUACAUGAACGUAAUGUUUUAGAGGCAUUUGAGGCCCUUUUGGAACAGGAAAGAACAAAUCAAUUAACUCUGGCCAAUGAAGAGCAAUCAGAGUUAGACUCAAAACCCAUAAACUUAACAACAAUACAAGAAUCUCAAAAGUGUGAAAAAGUUGAAAACGAAGAAGAAAUCACUACUGAACCAUCUUCACCUCUACCCUCGUUACAACUGCAAACAUUUGGUGAUAAUCCCCAGUCCAUAUCACAACACUUUCCUACACAAAUACUAGAUGUAAUACAAUUGAUAAAUCAACAGCAACUAUCCAGUGGUUUAAAUACGUCCAUCAUAUGUUACGAUAAAUAUCUAAAAGUAUUUUUACAAUUUAUUUAUCAAACAAAUAACAAGACUCGCACGAUCGCCUAUAAAAUCCCAAAUAAACAAUUGGUGAGAAAAUUUAAACAAUUUUACAAUUACUGUGAGAAAACAGCAACAAGUACGGCGAUCACCACGACUACGACCACGACGACUAAGAAGCCUGAAACAACAAUGAGAGAGUUAACAUGCGUUAGUAGCAAUUUGAAGCUUGACUUGAACAUAACAAAUAGUUAUAACUGCGCGCAAAAUUCGUCUGAAAACGACCAUGAGUCAUUAUUAAUGCAAAAAUCAGUUACGGCAAAUGUUUUAAAACCAGAUAAGUGUACUACAAGUGUUUUAAAUAAAUCUCUAGAUAAAGAAAAACAAAAAGUGAAAACUCCACCCCAAGUACCAAAACGAGAUCCUAAAACUAAACUCUCACCUACGGCGGAAAUAAAAAGAUUUGCUCACAACAUGACAGUGCCUGCCAAUAAUCUUAAAACGGAAACUGAUAGUGCAGCUCCCAAAGAGGAAGAGUCCAUUUAUCAGCCCAUAUGGAAGUUUGAAACUAAGGGUAAAGUUGCGGAACGCUAUCAAACCGAUGAUGAUUAUUAUGAUUUGAAAGCCUUAAAAGAGAAAAUCAAACAAGAAUCUCCCAAUUCGGAAAUACCCAAAAUAUUAAUAUCCGAUGAUAUUUUAAUAGAGGAAGAAGAGGAUCACAAUAAUUGGGAACCCGAUGAGGAAUUUGUGUUUGCCAAACAAAAGAGAUCUUUAUCUUUAACCUCCGAUCGUAAUUCUACCAUACGUUCUAAUCUCAGUUUAAAUAGUUCUAUUGGUACCUCCUCUUCCUUAAGUGGCAGUACUAUAACCGAAUUUGCCAGCAGUACUGCCACCUUGGCCUCCACCAUAAGCUGCAGUUUAAGACAUCAUUGGUAUCGUAAUAUAGGCAUAUUUUAUAGUUUAACAGAACCCAAAUUAAGAGCCAUUAUCUAUGAUUAUGAUCGCAUACAUUCCUCGAGAUAUUUUGCCAAACCCAAGGAGCAGGUAAACAAUGAUAGUGGUUUGGGAAAAUCAUUAAGUCCUAUACCGCCCUCAAAACUAAGAUAUGUUAAAAAUUGCUCUUCCAACUGCUCCUCACCCUCAACAUCGGCCUCCUCUUCACCUGUUUCGCCCACAAAAAGGGAAAUUUUGGAUAAAUCUUUAUGCAGUGCAAGUGAAAGUGUUAAAUAUGCUGGUGCCAGGGCGAAAGUCGUGCCACCUCCUUCCUCAACUUCAUCUAUAUUUGAACAAAAUAUAGCCAGCUCCGUACUAGCAUGGAAACGUCAAUUGUUGGAUGUUAAUUGUAUGGAGGAUGAAGAAGAUAUGAUCGUUUCCGAGUGUGAAAUAAGACGUGCCCAACAGAUAAAAGAAGACAUCGAUCAGUCGCCCGAUACACAACCUCAACAGUUUAUUCAACGUUUCAAAAGUCGAUCAACAGAUAAUCUAGAUCUGCCCAACGAAGAUGACAAAAAAACAAUUGGUGAACGUUUGGCUAAUAUGUAUACGCGAUUUUCGCCAAUCCAACGAGGAAUUCUCAAUAUCAGAAGUUCACCCAAAGGCGACAAAAAAGUCUACAAAAGAAAUCGUGCCAGUCAAUCGACUAGUCUCUAUCUGGAGGAUGGUCUUAAACCGAAACCACCCAUAUUUGGUGCACCACUACAUCAACUUGAAUUGCAACAAAAUGUGCCACGUUUCGUAGUUGACACAGUUGAUUAUAUCGAACGUAAAGAUCGUAUUAUACAAGAUGGUCUAUAUCGUGCCUGCGGCAAUAAAUUCUCCAUAGACGAGUUGAAAUUAAAACUAACAAAAAGUUAUAUAUAUGAUUCAAAACUUAUAGUAGCCGAUGAUAUACAUACGGUAACAAGUUUAUUGAAACAAUUUUUCCGAGAUUUACCGGAACCGUUAAUACCACAAGAUAUCUAUAAUCGUAUAACGGUAAAUUUGGCAGAUAAAGAAAGCCUGGAUACGAUACGAAUAGCCAUCGAAGAGAUGAAGGAGCCCAACAAGUCAACACUGAGAUUUUUGAUAAAACAUUUAACAAAUGUCGCUGCCUGCAGUUCUUCAAAUCGCAUGAAUGCUUCCAAUAUGGCCAUUGUCUGGGGACCCUCGUUAUUUGCCCUUAAUGAUACAUACGAUAUGAUUGGGCGCAUGAACACUUUAACCAAAGUUUUAAUAGAAAAUUAUGAUCGAAUUUUUGAUACAAAUGAACGUUUACUUUAAUAUUUAAGUUUAUUCAUUUAUAAUUUAUACUACUUCAUUUACAUAUACAUAUAUAAUAUUUAUUAUAAUUAAGUGUUCUAAUCCUAAAAUCCUUUAAGUUAAAUGAAAAAGCUUUACUCAUUAGUUUCCCGUUUUAGUCAUCAAGUAUAAAUCAAAUUUAAAUUUUUCUUAAACAUCACACAACAUACCAAAAAGUUAUAAAAAAAACAUAAUAAUUUUCAUAAAAGACAAUUAAUUUUAAUUAUUUUUUUUUUAAAUCAUAUUUUUAGUUAAAUAAUUAAAUAAUAAUAAUUAUGUUGAAGUCGUUUAUUAAAUGUCAAUUUUAAUUGUAAUUAAAUUAAGUCAUUUUUUGUUUUGGAAAGAAUUACUCAUUUUGUCAAUUAAUAUUAUUAUUAUUUAAAUAAUUAUAUAAAAGUAUGAAUGUUUAUGUGUGUAUUAAAAUAUAUCUAUCUCUCUUUAUAGUUUUAGCUGCUGUCGCUUUUUUUACUUAAUUGUUUUUAAUUUUUUUAUAAUUAUUAUUAUUAUUUUUGCUUUUAAAUUGUAUGUUUUUUCCUUCAAAAUUCCCUUUCUUAAGAAAUUUGUUCUAAAUUUGUUAUUCAUUGUUUUAAGAUAUAUUUAAAUUAUAAUCAAUUUAGUCGUAAUGAAAAGAACAUAUAAAUUAAUUAAUGUGAUAACUUAGUUGUUUAAGACUGUGUAUGAGUGCUUUUUUUGUAUAUAAUAAAAAAAAAUAAAUAAACAAAAAAUAAUAAAAUAUUAAUACGAAAA